CACGACAUGAGGAUGUUAGGAGACUCUCGAUACGGUCCAAGAUAGCUUUUCGUAGUUAUUUUGGUUCAAGACGUUCUUCCUCACGCAAUUUGGUUGGAGGUGUCGUUUCAUCGCGUGUCCUGACUUCGGAUCGUAUUGGUUCAACAUUGUGUCAUCAUUAAGGGCGAUCCAAAGCGUCGUGGAGGCAUAUGUCUCCAGCGUCGCGCCAAUCAUGUCGACCUUUGGCUUCUUGACCCUGGUGCCGUGGAGCUCGCAGGACAAGGCAGCCAACGUGCUGGCAACUGGGGAAGGUUGUGGAGAGGUGAGUUCGGAAAGCAUCACUCGUAUCGUGGAGCAGCUCGAGGUCGUGUUCGUCGUGUCCGUAUACAGGGCGACGAGGGAGAACAGGGGCGCGUUAUAUCUCUUGGACUAUCUGGGGACGUCGCACCCCGACGCGCUCGUUUUCUUGCUGCAGCUGCCAGACAUGUUGGAUCCCGAGCUGGCCAAGGACUACAGCAGUACGCUGAUGGCGCGACAGGACGAGAUCUACAGCUUUGGGGCGCAGGGCGUGCUGAUGGAACUGGAAAUUGACCUGGAGGGGCUGCGACAAAGGUUAAGUUUGGAGCUCAUGGGGAACGACGCCAUCGAGCAGCGCGUGCGGGCAUACAAGGGGCACGCGUGACAAGGAUCAUACAAUCGCGGAUGCGAGACAGACGGCACAUGGCAAUGGCGCCAAGGCGCGGAGGCCCUGGA
Prorocentrum cordatum is the source of this 732-nucleotide messenger RNA. The record is from the annotation of a GenBank genome assembly. Lineage: Eukaryota; Dinophyceae; Prorocentrales; Prorocentraceae.